AGAUGGCGGUGACCAGUGAGGGAGCCGGUGUUGCUGGACUGAAACGGACUCAUUUGGGAAUUCCGGAGGCAGUGUUUGUGAUGUAGAUGCUUUUAUGAAGAAACCUGGAAAUGAGACAGCAGAUGCAGUACUCAAGAAACUGGAUGAGCAGUAUCAGAAAUAUAAAUUUAUGGAACUUAAUUUGACCCAGAAAAAAAGAAGGCUAAAGAGCCAGAUUCCAGAAAUUAAGCAGACCUUAGAAAUUUUAAAACACAUGCAGAAGAAAAAGGAUACUACUGAACCAAUGAAAACUAGGUUUCUGCUAGCCGAUAAUCUGUACUGUAAAGCAUCUGUGCCACCUACAGACAAAGUCUGCCUGUGGUUGGGGGCAAAUGUUAUGCUUGAGUACGAUAUUGAUGAAGCUCAGGCUUUACUUGAAAAGAAUCUUUCAACUGCUACAAGAAACCUUGAUUCUACAGAAGAAGACCUCGACUUCCUUAGGGACCAGUUCACUACUACAGAAGUCAAUAUGGCUAGAGUUUAUAAUUGGGAUGUAAAAAGAAGAAACAAAGACGAUCCUUCAAAAAGCAAAGCAUAACAUCUCCUCGUUUUAAAUGUGACCAGUUUCUAAACAGAUUUUUAAAAAGCCCCUAACAUUUAGGAUGGAGUUAACACUCCUUUGGAGCGAGCAAAGCUGAUCGGAGAGCAGGCACCAUUUUAUUUAUUGGUUCACCCUGAUUUCAUGCAUGCUUUGGUUGGAAGUUGUAUAUCAUUUAUGCUGUUCUCUUGCCAAACUAUCUAUGAAGCUGAAUGAAAACAUUUUUAUCUAAAAGGUUUUUGGGUUUUCUGUGUUGUCCACAGUCGUCAUUCUCAAGACAUUCAGUCUAUUAAUUUCACAGGGGAAUUUUUUUUUAAAUAUAUUCUGGUAUUAUACUGUGCAAUUUCAGGGUAGUAAUUAAAAUGCUGCAUCUUCAUCCUUUUUUACUCAUCAGUGAAGAGGCUUAGAGGUUGACAGUUACUUAAUCUAAUUUCCUGUUUUGGUAGCACUGCAUUCUUUUAAGUUAUAUUUAAUUUUUUUAAACACUUUUUUUUUUUCUUUUUUAAAGCACUGCUCAUCAUGUCUGCACGCUGCAUUCAUCUUGUAAAAUGUAUUUCUGUUGACCAUAGUGUAAACCGAUUGGAAUAUAGCAAAGGUUUAACCCUUAAGCUGCAUUAUAAAAAAUUGUAUUUUAAUGAAACCUUGGUCUCUGUCAAAGGUACCUUCUGAUAAUGCAAUUAAAAACACUUAGUUCAAUGAUA
Xenopus tropicalis (tropical clawed frog) is the source of this 1278-nucleotide messenger RNA. It is a transcript of the gene vbp1, whose product is annotated as von Hippel-Lindau binding protein 1. The record is from RefSeq and is a predicted model, not a curated record. Gene Ontology annotation, biological process: protein folding. The coding region runs from base 95 to 577 and encodes 160 amino acids. The transcript has 6 exons. Lineage: Eukaryota; Metazoa; Chordata; Amphibia; Anura; Pipidae. Gene Ontology annotation, cellular component: cytoplasm; prefoldin complex.